GUGGGUAGCGUCCGGGCACCCGUGGGAGAGGGUAGGGCACAGGCGUGGGACCGAGCGCGCCCUCGAGUCCCUGGCCCGGGCUUCCUGCUUUCCUUUAGCCCGCGUGGGCGCGCUCCGGCAGCCCGGAGACGCCCUCGGGCCGAGGUCCUCGCGGGUGUUCUGUAGUUGCGGUGGCGUGGUCGCACAGAACAGUGUGAGCGUGAACACUGGUGUAGAGUUCUGCAGAAGCAGCGUCCUGCUCUGAGGGCAGCUCGGGGCAGGCUGGACCUCUCAGACCCGUCCUGGUCUGGCACCCCGGUCCGUCAGGAGGGGGCUUCCUUCUGUAGAGGACCCUUCUCGAGACACGAGCGGAAAGGAGAACACGCUUUUAAAUAAUAGUUCUCAGGCACAUAGAUUUUAGCAGCGGAAACGUGUCCAGAGUUAAGAAACACAACAUUGAUUCUUUAAAAAUGACCUUUGCCUUGGUGCCCUGGACGGUGGUCGUGUGUGUGUCCCGCAUUUGAAGAACACUGCUGUGAAUCACUGGUGCAGUGAGGAUACUACGUGAAGUGGGCAAGUGACAGCCUCUCUUGAGUCUCAGCCUCCACUGCUUUAAAAUGGGCGUGCAAAAUGAGUUAUGAUACCUUCAAGGCUUUUCUCAGCGAGACCCCAAGCAGUGUUGGAGGGUAUGGGGUGCUGGAUGCUAGCAGCCCGCAUGGUCCAUGGGCCCAGCCGCCUUCUUCUGCUGCGCGCUUCUCCCAGACUGCUCUCAGUCAGCUGUGCGGACUGCACCAAGCACCAGGAAUCACCCAGGAAGCAGCCACUCUCGGAGAAAAAACUGGUAGAAAAGAAACGGCAUUUUGUGGAUCAUCGCCGAGUGCUCGUCCGAGGGGGACGCGGAGGCAAUGGGGUGAGCUGCUUUCACAGUGAACCCCGGAAGGAGUUUGGAGGCCCUGACGGUGGUGAUGGAGGCAACGGGGGCCAUGUCAUCCUGAGAGUUGACCAGCAGGUCAAGUCUCUGUCCUCUGUCCUGUCGCAGUACCAAGGGUUUGACGGCGAGGACGGCGGCAGGAAGAACUGCUUUGGGCGGAAUGGCGCUGUCCUCUACAUUCGGGUCCCCGUGGGCACUUUGGUGAAGGAGGGAAAUGAAGUCCUGGCUGACCUCUCGCGCCCAGGAGACGAGUUCAUUGCAGCAGUGGGCGGGGCAGGGGGGAAGGGUAACCGCUUCUUCCUGGCUAACGACAACCGUGCACCCACAACUUGCACCCCCGGACAGCCGGGCCAGGAGCGCGUCCUCUUUCUGGAGCUCAAGACGGUGGCACACGCUGGACUGGUUGGGUUCCCCAACGCCGGGAAGUCCUCGCUUCUCCGGGCCAUUUCAAAUGCAAGGCCCGCUGUGGCCUCCUACCCAUUCACGACCCUGAACCCCCACGUGGGGAUUGUUCACUACGAGGACCACCAGCAGAUAGCAGUGGCUGACAUCCCCGGCAUCAUCCGGGGUGCCCACCAAAACCGGGGCCUGGGCCUGGCCUUCCUCAGGCACAUCGAGCGCUGCCCCUUCCUCCUGUUCCUGGUGGACCUUUCAGUUCCAGAGCCCUGGACGCAGCUGGACGACCUGAAGUAUGAGCUGGAGCAAUACGACGAAGGCCUGUCCAAGAGACCCUACGCCGUCGUGGCAAACAAGAUCGACCUCCCGCAGGCCAGGGCCCGGCUGCCCCAGCUGCAGGCCCGUCUGGGCCAGGAGGCCAUCGCCCUGUCGGCAGCCACCGGGGAAAACCUGGAGGAGCUGCUGCUGCGUCUGAAGGAACUGCAUGACCGCCAUGUGGCCACCGAGCUAGAGCACGGCCGCCAGCCGCUGCGGUGGUAGCAGAGGAGGCCACACCUGGCAGGCCAGCUGCAACUGGAGAUGAGGAAGGAGCCCCAGGGAAUUGGGAGGCCUUGGUGCAGGGGCCUUCCUGCCAACCUGGGACUCCCAGCCAACACACCCCCUGCCUUGGGACAGGACCCCUUGGGCAGCGGACGCUCCUGCCCCUGCCAGUCUCUCCCCAGUGCUUCCACACCCGCCUGCGUGUGAGUGACGUGCUGCAAUGGGCUCAUCUGUGUUAAUUGGCCCCUAAUUAUUAAUAGCAGGGAUUACAUGCUGGCUGACGUCACCAGAUGGGACGUGGACAGGAGCCAGCGUCAGCAGCGCUGACUCGCGGGUGGUGGCAGCUGAGGCAGAGGUGGGCCUCUGAUUCCACAGCUGUUGGCACCCUUUCACAGGGAUGCUCCGUCUGCUGCGUGAGGCAGGGGGUGAGGAAGCUUUUGCAGGUGCCCAGCUGUGAAGAAACAGGGCAUCAGUGAGGGUGACGCCCGCUCUGUCAUCCCAGACGGUGCUGUGCUCUGUGGAAGCUGAGCUUCACGACUGAAUGCUCCCAAUAUCCGACCUGGGCCUCAUGGUGGGUUAUUAACUGCAGGCUGCAGGCAGGGUGUCAGCAGCCUGAGCCCCAGGAUGGUCAGGGACAGGUCUGUGUUGCUAGGUGUCACUGGCAGCUUUACCCACACCUCAGGGUCCCCCAACUGCAGAUGCCCUAAUGAAGACAAGCCCACACAUCGAGCAAGGUGUGGGCCCACACAUCGAGCAAGGUGUGGGCCCACACAUCUGUUUCCCCCAGCUAAAGUGUGAUGCCCCUGACGUGUCCCUGAGGGGUGAGGGAGGGGCAGAGGAACAGGCCCUCUAGGAGUUGGCCUCAGGGUCUCAAGGCAUCUGAGCCUCUGGAUCACUCAAACCCACAUCGUUUCUGCAUGAUGGGGGCUGGGCAGACCUCAAACAAUAAGCCAGCGCCUCAGCUUUCAGGAGCAAUUCCAUUCUGAUCUAACAUCAAAUCUGUGACAAGAACAAGAGUUCUUUACCCGAAGCUUUAUUUUAAUGUCUUGUAAUUUCAGAGAUCCUUGUGUUCUGGAAACCAGAGAUGGGUUUUGCAUCUGUUUGUUCUUUCAGGCCACCACAAAGAGUAAAAGCCAGGUCUGAGUAGCAUUUAA
Molecule: messenger RNA, 3000 nt
Organism: Capra hircus (goat)
Lineage: Eukaryota; Metazoa; Chordata; Mammalia; Artiodactyla; Bovidae
Gene: MTG2
Product: mitochondrial ribosome associated GTPase 2
Exons: 8
Coding region: 617-1846 (409 amino acids)
Cellular component (GO): mitochondrion
Molecular function (GO): GTPase activity; GTP binding; magnesium ion binding
Source: RefSeq, a predicted model, not a curated record